Sparassis crispa is the source of this 4359-nucleotide messenger RNA. Its product is annotated as Oligomycin resistance ATP-dependent permease YOR1. Gene Ontology annotation, biological process: transmembrane transport. Gene Ontology annotation, cellular component: membrane. The record is from RefSeq and is a predicted model, not a curated record. The transcript is spliced from 36 exons. Gene Ontology annotation, molecular function: ATP hydrolysis activity; ATP binding; ABC-type transporter activity. The coding region runs from base 1 to 4359 and encodes 1452 amino acids. Lineage: Eukaryota; Fungi; Basidiomycota; Agaricomycetes; Polyporales; Sparassidaceae.
AUGUACAAUCCAUUUAGACCCCCUCCUGCGCCGCCUGCGUUUGGUGAGGGCAAGGUGGUGCCGGAAGAGAAGGCGUCAUAUCUGUCAAGGCUCAUAUUUCAGUGGGUCGAUCCCUUACUGCGAGUGGGUUUCUCCAGACCAUUGCAGAAAGAAGAUCUCUGGCAGCUGCCAAGUAGCCGACUCACGGGAAGUCUUGGCGACGAGGUGGAACGGAACUUCUACGCUCGCUGUGCGCCAGAACAACGCCCGAUCUUCCUCCGCGAUGCCCUCGCUGCUUCUGAGGUCGAGCGCACCGACUCUCGUUCGGAUAACGUUUCGUCUACGGCGUCCCGCACACAGGACAACACCAUAGAGGACGAGAAGAACAUCUCCGAAGAGAAAGUCGACCCCGAUGAGAAAGUAUUAGAAGUGGAGCAGGGACAAUCCGGCAAGGACCGCGCCAAACCUACAGAAGAAGACAAGUCGAAGAAGUACGACGGGUCGCUGCUCAGAGCGCUCCAUUACACAUUCUUCUGGCGGUGGUGGAUCGGUGGUAUCCUCACACUCUUGGCUAGCACACUACAGACGACGACUCCGUUGCUCAACAAGGUGCUGCUGACCUGGCUCACUGAUUCGUACGCAUGGUAUCGUAUACCGGAGGCAGAGCGCGCCGCCGCCGGCUUGAAGCAACCUCAUGGACUAGGAUAUGGCAUCGGGCUUUCAUUUGGACUUUUUGUCAUGCAAGAGGCGUCCAGUUUGAUGACGAACCAGUACAUGCAAAUGACGAUGACUACCGGUCUCACUGUGCGCACAAGUGUGAUUGGAGCCAUCUUCCGCAAGUCUCUACGCCUGAGCGGGCGCGCGCGUCAGAACCACAGCGUAGGCCAGAUCACCACGAUGAUAUCCUCUGAUGCCGCUCGUCUCGAGCGUGUUACAUCCUUCGCACACAACUUGUGGGUCGGGCCGACUCAAAUCGUCAUUGGGGUCGGUCUUCUCAUCGGCACACUCGGGUAUUCUGCACUCGUCGGCGUUGGCGUUCUCAUCCUUGGCUUUCCCUUCCAAGUCAUUUGUGUGCGCGCCAUGUUCAUACAGCGCAAGAAGGGAGUGGUGAUAACAGAUCAGCGUGUACGGCUCCUGACUGAGGUUCUGCAAGGCAUUCGCUUUCUCAAGUUUUACGCCUGGGAGGACUUCUACGCACAGCAGCUUGGGACGUUGCGAGAACGGGAGGUUUACCGUAUCCGGCUCCUGGGCAUUGCACGUGCAUCUCUGAUCAGCAUACUGACCUUCGUGCCAGUGCUCGCCACCGUGCUUUCCUUCAUCACAUACGCCCUCAGCGGACACGAGCUGAACGUCGCGAUCAUCUUCACGUCGCUCCAAUUCUUCAACAUCAUCCGUGCCCCACUCAUGUUCUUCCCGAUGGUCCUGGCAGCCUCUACAGACGCUGCAGUCGGCUUGCGCCGCAUGUCCCGUUAUCUCAUCGCCGAGGAGCUUGUUGACCCGUACACUAUCGACCCUACGAGCGAGCAUGCCAUCGACGUUGAGGGGGACUUCGCGUGGGAGACGGCGGACAAGUCCGCGCGUAAGCCCAAGUUCGACCACAGCAGCCGCGGAGAGAAGGACGAGAAGGAGAAAGAUAAGAAGGAGAAAAGGGAGAAAAAGGAGAAGAAAAAGCAGAACGCGAAGAGUGGCGCUAAGAAGGGGGGUUUCUUUGGCCGCAAGAAGGAAGGAGAUCUGUUACCUACUUCGGCCCAGGCCGACGCUCAUGCGGAUGACGAGAAGGACGACGGGGAGAAGGCCAAGGAAGAAGUUCCGUUCGAGUUGAAGAACCUCACGCUGCAGGUCCCGAAGGGGUCAUUCGUAGCUGUCGUCGGGGGCAUUGGUUCGGGGAAGAGCUCUUUGCUGCAAGCGAUGAUCGGUGAAAUGAGAAGGAACAGAGGAAGGACUAUCUUCUCCUCGUCAGUAGCCUAUGUUCCUCAGACGGCUUGGAUCAUGAACGCGACUCUCCGUCAAAACAUCAUGUUUGGCCAGCCUGAAGAUGAGGAGAAGCUUCAUGAGAUCAUUAAGGCGUGCUGUCUCGAACCUGACCUUCGUAUGUUGCCAUAUGGUGAGGAAACCGAGAUCGGCGAGAAGGGCAUCAAUUUGAGCGGUGGACAGAAGGCUCGAGUCUCGCUCGCGCGAGCUGCCUACUCCGAUGCAGACAUCAUCCUUAUGGAUGACUCACUGAGUGCCGUUGAUGCAUAUGUUGGUAAGGCGAUCCUGGAGGAAUGUCUCCUCACGGGCCCAUUGGCCGGGAAGACACGCGUCCUGGUCACCCAUGCACUGCACGUUCUGGACAAGACCGACUACAUCUAUAUCAUGGAUGACGGAGUCAUUGUGGAGCAAGGCACUUACGAUGAUCUAAUGCAUGGUAGUCUCCUUUUCUCCCGUCUAAUGGAGGAGUACGGUAAUCUCGACAAGGAGGAAAAAGAGGAAGAUGCUCUUGGAUCCAAGGACGAAAAGCCAAAAACUGCAGGUUACGAGAAACAGGGCUCUCAAGCGGGGCAGACACCAUUGAUGCAGGAAGAAGAACGUAUUACCGGCGCUGUGACAUAUGCCACAUAUUCCAGAUAUCUCCGCUUUGCGGGUGGUCUAGUUUGGGCUCCUAUAAUCAUCGGACUGCUCAUCUUGGUGCAGGGGACACAAGUUGGUAACAACCUGUUCCUCGGGUUUUGGACUGCGGAGAGUAUCCCUGGAUUCCACCAGGGAGAUUACAUUGCCGUGUAUACCGCUUUUGGUGUGGCAUCUAGCAUUUUUGCUUUCUUGCUUAGUGUGGCUUUCACCGUUGCAACUUUGUUUGCCUCGCUCAACUUGUUCAAAAGUGCGUUGAAGGCAGUUCUAGCUUCGCCGGUGUCGUUCUACGACACAACCCCCAUGGGUAGGAUCAUGUCACGUCUCUCGAAUGACCAAGAUACUCUUGAUACGGAGGUGUCCAUGACCGCUUUCCAGUUACUGUACACAUUCAGCUCCGUGAUAGGAACAGUGGCGCUUGUCUUCUAUACGUUCCCCUAUCUGGGGCUCAUUUUCGUUCCUUUGACCAUCUUCUACUAUCUGGCUGCCAUCUACUACCGCCGUAGCUCCGUCGAGACGAAACGAUUAGACUCACUCAUGCGUUCUGCUCUCUAUGCCGCAUAUUCCGAAACGCUGACUGGGUUGAGCACUGUCCGAGCAUAUGGUGCACAGCGCCGGUUCGUCAAGAAAUCAGAAGAAGGCCUGGACUUGGAGAACAGGGCAUACUACAUGACGGUCUCCAUUCAGCAGUGGCUUAGCACGCGGCUCGACGUCUUGGGCAACAUCCUCGUCCUCGGCAUCGCUCUCUUCGCCUCCGGUUUCCGUCACACGGUGAGUCCCAGCAAGAUAGGUGUAGUCCUGUCCUACACCCUUAGCAUCACACAGACGUUCUCCCAACUAGUUGCGUACUACGCUCAGAACGAGCAGAACUUCAACUCCGUUGAGCGGGUCUUGCAUUUUACCGACCUGCCGUCCGAGGGAGACAUGACCACACCGAACGAUCCGCAGCCGUCAUGGCCAGAUAAAGGAAAGAUUGAGUUCAGCAACGUCGAACUCGCUUACCGCGAAGGUUUGCCCCUGGUCCUGAAAGGUGUGAGCUUCACAGUCAACCCUUCAGAGAAGGUUGGGAUCGUCGGAAGAACGGGCGCAGGCAAAAGUUCAUUGUUGCAGGCGCUGUUCCGGACUGUGAAUGUGCAAGGCGGCAGCAUUAAGAUCGAUGGGUGGAAUAUCCACGAUAUUGGUCUGCAAGUCCUCCGCAGGCGUUUAGCGCUGGUGCCGCAAGACAACAUCUUGUUCAAGGGCACCCUGCGCGAGAACCUCGAUCCGCAAAAUACGCGGUCAGAUGCAGAGCUUAUAUCCGUCCUGCAGCGCGCUUGGUUGCUGCCUCGAGACGGUUCGCACGAUCCUGUAGCAGAGGCAAAGUUCAGUCUUGAUUGCGCCGUUAAUGACGAAGGAUCGAACUACAGUGCAGGCGAGAAGCAGUUGCUUGCCUUAUGCCGCGCCUUGGUGAAGAACAGCCGUGUCAUUGUCCUGGAUGAAGCGACGAGCAAUGUCGACGCAGAAAUGGAUGCUAAGAUCCAGAAGACUAUCCAGGCGGAAUUCUCGUCGUCCACGCUGUUGUGCAUCGCGCACCGUCUCAACACCAUCGUGUAUUAUGACCGGGUGAUCGUCAUGAACGAGGGAAAGGUUCAAGAAUUCGACACACCACUUAAUCUCUUCGACCGGGAGGACUCCAUCUUCCGCUCGCUCUGCAACGAGGCGAAUUUGACAAGGCAGGACAUCAUCCGCACACGUGCUAGCGUCCCUGAUACCUCCAACCCUGCGGCUGCUUAG